Molecule: messenger RNA, 918 nt
Organism: Echinostoma caproni
Lineage: Eukaryota; Metazoa; Platyhelminthes; Trematoda; Plagiorchiida; Echinostomatidae
Source: the annotation of a GenBank genome assembly
GAGUUUCUUCGCAUUUCCAAUCCUCUGUGUUGUCGGCCUUCUGCUUUGGUAAAACCUAUUUCCGAAGCGGGAAAAGAUCCCCUGGCCGAAGUGGCCGCUGCAGUUGAAAGUGCCCGUGCUCGUCAUGGUGGACCGAUUCCGCUGAGUCAGAUCAAAUGUUUGAUCACCACUUCCACACCCUCCUCGGCUCAAAUUGCACGGCCCCUAUAUGGGCAGAUCGGUACGGGCAAUGGCACUGCCAGUUCAAGCGAUCCUGACUGUCGUAAACCGACAGACACUCAUCAGCCGACAGAUUACACAAUGAGUUUUGCGGUGGUACCGCCGUUCGUCGAAUUCGAUAUGAGUCCGGAAGGGUUCGGCUGUCUUUUUCUUCCAUCCAUAGCACCUCAAGGACCAUCAUCUGUGUCGAACAUAUCCGGCGCAACUGUCGCUUCUGAUCUCACCUCAUCAGCCGGUGGAAUUGGCACGCGCGAACGUUUCUUUCCUCCGCCUCACGGGCUGACGUUUUCCACCUGGUUGUGCGUCCUGCGUUUCGAUCGGUUCCGACCGUAUUCGGUCGUACUGCCAACAGAUUCUGCACCGAUUGAUCGUCCGCGGCGUGGUUCCUCUCCGACCACGCCCCAAUCCAAUUCGACCGCAACACAGAAUCAAAUGGCCUCUCCUAAUCAACCUCAAGCUGUGCAUUUGUUGACCAUAGUUCGCGGGAUUCAAAGCGUGAAUGAUCAGCUCAUUUGCUUGCGCAUUUUCAUCCAUCCCCGUACGCGUAUGCUAGUUGUCUCGACACAAGAACGACUUGCGCAACCUGGUACUCUUAGGGAUUUGCACUGGGGAUUUUCGGCUUGUCUAAACCUGCUACAUGGAAUGCAGAAGAACGGUAUUCAAAGACUGCAUUUCGGGCAUCGUACUCCGUUCGAUUAG